Nematostella vectensis (starlet sea anemone) is the source of this 1101-nucleotide messenger RNA. RefSeq lists its product as uncharacterized. The coding region runs from base 40 to 1101 and encodes 353 amino acids. NCBI's taxonomy places the organism in Eukaryota, Metazoa, Cnidaria, Anthozoa, Actiniaria, Edwardsiidae. The record is from RefSeq and is a predicted model, not a curated record. Gene Ontology annotation, cellular component: plasma membrane. The transcript is spliced from 5 exons.
UCUUCUAUAGCGGAGUCGUUACCACAGCUAAGUGACGUCAUGCCGGCAUCCAGCAGCCUCAAAGUCACGUGGUCAAACGCAACUCGUAAUGCGCAAUGUACGAUGCGCGCUAGACCUCUAGCUGGAGCGUCACGUGACUGGGUGACGUCAUCAGGCUCUAGUAGUUCAGCCUCGCUGUCGUGCGUAUUGGAUGAUCUUGAGCCUGACACUCUGUACGAGGUUGAGGUCACUGUGUCGGUGCGGGAAGACACGAGGCGUGACACGGUGUACAUCAGGACCACCCCCACAGCUGUCGAGGUAAAUGAUCAGAAUUCAACCAUUGUUGGUCUCGCUGUGCUGGUCGCCAUCUUGUUCUUGGUCAUCAUUCGUCUGUUUGUCUACAUCGCGGUGCUGAAGAGGGCAGGUCUAACAGCAAAGAGAGAAAGAUCUGAACCUGAUAACCCAGGCUACUCUGGAUUCCAGAAUGUGGCGAUGCAAGAAAACGUCAACCAAGACCAACAUGUAAUACCAGAGAUGGUAGAUAAUGAGGUCGCCCCAUCGGAAAUUAGGGGACCCACCCCUGACCCCAUUCCACAAUACGAACCAGUGAACAAUACACAAACACGAUCACCGACCCAUAGUAACGUCACGAAAUGCGAAGAUGUAACGCAAGGGAGCAAUGUCGCGCAAUACGAGGAUGUAACGCAAGAGGGCAAUGUCACGCAGUAUGAAGCUAUGAAUAGACAUGCAUCACGUGAUCGGCAUGUACCAGGCAAUCGCCAGUACGAUUGCGUCGAUAGCACGAGAAUGAGUAGACAGAAUCCACCCGCGAGGAGAGCAAGGAACGACACAGGUGAUCAAGGCGAGCCAGGUUAUGAGAACACAAGAAAUCGAGGUUUACCACCUGAAGUGUACCAAUCUUUACAGGCGACGACACAACACAGCGAGAAUGCGCAGUACGCCCCAAUGCAUCCUGGGACACGCAUUGCGGCCAGGCCUGGUGGUAGGGACGAGAGGGGAGUAGGCACAGACAUAAGAGGGAGUGAGUACCAGGAGUUGCACAGAGCUAAAACCACAGAUCCAUGUUAUCAGCGGGUAGGCAGUAGAGUCACUAGCGCAUAA